AGAUGAAAUAAUUUUUAUAAUACGCUUUUCACGUCUUAACUGCGAAUAAGCGUCCACUGAUAUCUAAGGAUCUAAGCAAGGACAUAGAUAAUAAAUUGGACUCAGGUAAGGCUUUGCAACGCAAAGGGAUAGUAAUUACUCGCACAACUUAAUUGAACCCUCAUUUCACGGGCCGCACAGCGUUCAAAAUUGGCACUUCUCUGCGGGCAGCACAAUUUUUCUUUGUGAGCGCAUUUGUCCCGGGGACAUUAGGUUGCACACCCCUUGUAUGAAGAGCCAUUACUUCUCGAAAAACUAAAAAAAAUGCGCCAACAUCGAUAUCAAAGAAUAUGCACAUGUACGCCUUCGAGCAUUUUCCAUAUUUUGUCGUUUUACGUCGUCGAUACAAUGAUGCAUAAAUUCAUUUCCGGAAGGGUAGACUGCGUUGCAUUGCGUCUCAUUCUGUGGUGCCGUUCUGCAGGUGAGUAAUAGAUUAUAUCAUAAGACACAUACUUGAAAGUAUAAAAAAAUCGUUAUUAUUAUUUGAGAUUUGUAUAAGGUCUCUUUCCACAAAAUAGAAAGUAUAUUUGUAGCUUUCGUUAGAUCAUGGUCUAACUCUAACUUCUUCGGACAAAACAAGAUAUAACUUAAUCAAACGGCGAAUAUUCGACGUUAUGCUGUUCUAUUAGUGAGUAGUGAAUAUGCUUUGGGUUCACGGAAUGAUAAUACGGUAUAUUUGGCCACGUACUCGGUAUUGUAAACUUGAACUCGAGAUAUUGUUUUUAUUACUUUACCAAUUUAUUAUUUCUCUGAAGAGAUGGUUUCGUAGAUUAAUACUAAUCGUAUUUAUUACUUGUUGGGAUUUAGAAUUAUUUUUUGUUAUUAUUUACUUGAUUACAACAAAAUAGGUAAAAUCCUAUUAUACGUAAUAAAAGUAUUACCAAGAUUCGCUUAAGCAUAGACUAGCUUCGGCAGGUGUAUAUUUGAAAGACAUUAAUUUGUCAAAAUUCGAUGAAUACUAAGAAAAUAAAUGUUUCACAUUCCAGCGUUCAUGUAUGACCAAGGAUAGGCUGUGAUAUACUCUACUCUAACUUCAUAUCAAGGGCCUUGUUUGGAGUGACGUCAUGAAAGCAAGUUCUAGACGGAAUUCAGGUAAGUUUGCGUCUAUGUUAUACCGAAUAGAUUGUGAGAUAAUCACACAUUCGGUUUCUUUUUAUGGUAUGAAACUAUUAAUUAUAUAACCAUCAUGAAAACACAUAUUAUAAAAGCUUAAUAACGCCUUAGGGCAUGAUUAUUAUCCGCGAUGCCGGUUUUGAUAACAAGAUUCAGGUUUAUUCGGUUUUUAGGAAGGAUAUAAGAUCUUGAAACGUUUGUUCGGGUAAAAUUAGAGGAUCAAAGGUUCGACUGCGGCUUUAUAUUCAAUAAAAACAGCAUUAUUGCAACUUAAAUCUGUCUGCAGGACCGUAUUCUGGAUUGAAAGCGACUAUACUAUUAGUCGCUGAAAGAUUGGUGCUAAGGAAAAUUCAUCAGAAACUAUUUUAAUAAUAUAGCUUGUUAAUCUACGCUUCAAGAUGGGCGAGGACAACUCUGCCUGUCUUUUGCUACUUCCGCCAAAUUGUGGCGGAGAGAAGUCAAUGGAGAUAAUGCCAAUAGAGUUACUUAUGGAGACUAUGAUUGGCAUGGGAUGUAACGAAAAGGAAUCUACAUCAAACAGCACACAGGUUAAUCAAUAUAAUAUUGGAAAUUUAGUCAGCGUUUCGUGUCAAGUUAAUCUCUCUAAGCCUGCUCAUGAUGACGGUUAUCCCAUGUACCCCAGUGCUGACGCUGAAAGACUACAUUUGAAUAAUGACAACAUCCGAGACAACUCAAAUUGUGGACAGCAAUACCAGCAACGUUUGACAGCCGUAAAAGAAGAAAUACGAUUCCUUGAAUCGCAUUUAAAGAAAUUAAAGAAUCUGAUGGUUAAAGUUACCAGGGAUCCGCAGCCACACGUGACUGAGUACGCUUUACGCUACACUGAUCAUGUGCUGCAAACGGCGCACCAACUUUUAAAAAGAGACUUGCAAGAUGUGAUGAUAGAGGACAAAUAUAUCGUAGAGCAUAAAUUUGCGAAGCAUUACUUGUGGCAUUUCGUUGCGGAACAAAAAUCAAAAGCCCCUGAAUGUCACGCUUCACUGAGUCGAGAGAAUACAGAGGUCAAAAACACAAAUAGCUUUACGGCAAAGCACGCAAAUGACGCUAAAAUACAUCGUUUUCCGAAGGCUAAAACUACAGAAAUAAAUGUGACAAAACGAAAAAGAUUCGUGUCGAUGGACGAUGUUAUGGACUGUAAUGGUAGCACCGAUGAAAGUAGCGACAGCGAUAUGCCCAAGAAAAUCAAAAAGCAAAGUGUCCCAUCAAUACAUGAUUAUUCCAGAAACAAAAACGUCGCGCCUUUGGGACACUACGGUAUAUCCAACGAAUCGCCCGACGAAAAUCUCCUGCGUUCCCCGGAUUUGUUGUACUCAUCUACUGCUGAUUCUUAUCGAUAUUGUCGGACUCCAGAAAGGUCAACGAAGCCAGGUUCACCCAAUGACCACAACUACAAAUCACCGUCUUAUGUAGAAUCUUCGAACUGGGAUGCAAGAAGCCAGUACAAGAAGAAGCGAUACCGUUAUAAAGACAGCAAACGAAAUUACGAACGAUCACCCGAAGACUGGCAAACCUCAAACUGGCAAAAUUCAUACUCAAAAACUACUUAUACACGCCCCGAUCCAAGAAUAUCGAAGCUAAUGUCCGAAAAUGAAAACGGCAAUAAACAUUCGACACCACAACGUACUGAGAGAUCACAAUUUAAUUAUUAGAAAUAAUAACUCUUUAAGUCAAUCGAAGUUGAAGCAGAGAGUCAACAAAACACUCGGUGAAUUAAAUUUCCAAUUUGUUCGCCUCGAAUCACUAGCACCUAUGCCUAUGUUGAAAUUGUUGAAAAAUGUUGGGCAGUCAAUGCCGCGCUGGAAAUAUUCCGGUAGUGCCAAACUAUAGCAACUCUUUACUUUGCAAUGACUUCUAAUAUAAAGCCUUGUUCAGAGUGAUAUCGUAUGAAACUGUAUGCCCGUAUUCUUCAAACUAUACAAUGAUGUGAUUGUUCUACCUUAAUUCUUCCUUUUAAGCCAAAUCUCAAAGCCAAGUGGCUCUAAAUUAAGCAACUGAACACUGAGGUACGAAAAUCAUAAGCCAAAUUUAUUUAUCGAGAGCGUGGCACCAGAUGCCAAAAUAUAGGCUCAUGGCGAGUUUAUAAGCCUACCAAGUCAGUGCUCGGCAUAUGAAUCGUGUCAGUGAUGCUCAUUGCACACUAAGAAAGUUUGACAUAAUCUCAAUGCCAUUUUUAUACACUUUUUGUGCACUAAUGCACGUUACAAUUUUUGUGCACUCAUGUAUGUCGCUUUUUAAGCGAUUCAAGCCAAUACUGCGUUUAUGAAAUGCUUCUGAGAAAGCUAACGCCCCCUGCACUGCAAAAUUGACUUGGCGUAUCGUCAAAGAUAAUUGCUAUACAUUUUGCGCUUUUUGUGCACUCAUGUAUGUCGCUUUUAAACCAAACGAAGCCAAUACCGCGUGUCGAAAAGUGUCAAAGAAACAUAGUGCUCACGUACUCCACUACUAUCAUCAGUAUUCUCAAUGCCAAUUGCUAUAUACUUUAUUGUGCACCCAUGCACGUUAAACAUUUUGUGCACUCAUGCAUACCCUACUUUUUAUGCACUCAUGCCUAACGCCUACUUGUUGAUGACCCAUAUAGAUGAAAUCUCAAUACUUUUUUUUUUACUUUUUGUUUUAUUGUCUACUUUUAUGACUUUUUAUUCUGCCUUAGCUCACCUAUUUGUCCACUAUCGUUUGAUAUUCCGAGUGAUGGACUGGACGGGGUUCGAACCCACUCACCCAUUUCAUGUUCCUCGAUGCUGAAUCAGCAUAGUCCAGUCCAUGAUUAGUAAUUUGGGCAAAAUAAGUGUUGAAAAAGAUAAACUGUAAUUAGCCGAGGCGCUAAAUACCACCUUAUUGCAAAAGUUUAAAUUAUGAGCUUCUUCGGCUCAAAUAAUUUAAUUAUCUUUCCGUGCUAAUCGUGUCCGUUCAAAACAACUUAAUUGCUCCUAGCAAAAUUUAAUUAAACGAAGUUUUAAUUAGUUCUUGGACAGUGAUUUAGAUGAGAUAAUCUGACUGAUGGCGCCACUCUAAGUUGCUCUAUUGUAAACUAUGUAAGAUUUACUUUGUUGACAAAUUUAUCGUCUCACAAAUGUAUAUAAAGCGCGUGAAUUUUUGCGUUUCAAUCGGUAUACGUCCAACCAAUUUGGUUAGUUCAAGAAUAUUAAUAGAAUCAAUUCUUAUAAGUGGACGAAAUACCGUCGUUCGCCAUAUGGUUAAGCCACAUUAUGGAGGAACAAUGUGUGUUAGUCAAGUAACAAGAAGAUGAAAAAAAUGUUUAUCACUUGUCUACACCACAUUGAUAAUUAUCAUUUGAUAAUCAAUUACUAUCUCGUACCUUAUCUAUGUUCUAUACUGAUUAUGUAUAAGCCAAUCAUGGAACAAAAAUAUUUUCAAAUCGUUGUAAUCUUUAUUGGUUCGCCUCCAAUUGUUUCCAUUUUAUUACCAUUUUGCAAAAUACUGAAAUUAAGAGCAUCAUCGCUUUUGUUUAAUUUUACGCAAUAAUGCAUUCAUGUUAAUUUUAUUUAUACUCUUCUCCGCACUUUUUUAUUUAUUAUUAAUACAUUGAAUUUUCCAUCCAUAUUUUCAUGAUAUCGUGUUUCUGUCGCAAUGUGGCCAAAUGGUUGUUUUCUAUAAGACUCAUUUGCUUUGGCGAUUGUAUUGAAUCUGCGAUAAGGUCCACAUAAGAUAAAUUAUAUCUGAGCGAUUUAAAAAACAACGCCAGAUUCCUUGUUGAAAUUUUUUUUACAGCGACUCUAGCUCCAAAGCGUGAAGCGUGGCCUCGGGGGGAGGGGGGGUAUAUUUUAGACUCCCAAGGACUUUUAAAACCCGCUAACUUGGCAACGAGAAAUUUCAGAAAAUUCGAAAAUUUCUGACUACGUCCCUUCUCAUAGGUACCAAUAGACCAGAUUUAGCUCACAAUAUUUUGACGUACGCAAGUCUUAUUUAAUUUCAUCCUGAGAAUGAUCAGACAGGUUAAUGCUUUCGUAACUUUGACUUUGCAUUAUGACGAUAAGAGCUGCAUAAAUAUUGUGCACGAC
Messenger RNA from Styela clava, 5192 nucleotides. The record is from RefSeq and is a predicted model, not a curated record. Lineage: Eukaryota; Metazoa; Chordata; Ascidiacea; Stolidobranchia; Styelidae.